AUGGAAAAAUUAGGAUUAAAAGAAGAUGGACUGCGUAUUUUUGAUGCGGAAGAUGGAACAGAAAUUGAUGAAGACGAAUGUCUUUUGGAAUAUGAUAAAGGAACUACUUUUCUUAUUUCAAAAGAAUGGAAAUUUAAUCCUGAAACACAAAUUGUCGACAAUGUUGAUGAAAUCAUAGAAGUUUCUACUCCAACGUCUCUAAUUACAGAAAGCCAGGAUCAAAACAAAAAUAGCGAAGAAAGGAAUGUCGAAGCUGGAGCUACAAUGCAAACGAAUGUUUUUAACGGAGUAAAAAAAGAUGAACAUGCAGAAGAAAAGAAAGAAAAAGUUCCAGGUCAUUACUGUCAUGCUUGUUAAUGUCCCAUGGCCUCUUUAUCUGUAGACAGUGGUGGAUUUAGGGUCUGGUCAACAGGGGUGCAUGGGGGGGGGGGUGCAAAAAUGACAUUUAUCCUAAUUCUAACCAACUUAUGUUAAGGAAUUCAGUUGCGUAUCACCAGUUGACAAUAGCGGAAUAGCCAAUAUUAAAUAUUCUGAAUUUUUAAAUGUUUUGAGAAUCUAAAAAUUUUUCAGAAUGCUGGAAAUGCCAAAUUUUAAAGAUUUUCUGGAGAGUACGCCCCCGGACCACCCUAGAAAUCUCGCGCCUUCGGCGCUCGUUUCGCCAUUGGUUAGCACCCCCCAAAAAAACUUUGCUGGAUCCACCACUGUCUGUAGACCUACCUGAUUAUGUAAUAGGAUUUACUCAUAUGAGGCAAAACUGAGAGUGGGUGAUAUAACCCUCAAAAUUAGUGAGUGAAGUGAGGGAACUAAUUUAUUUUCAUAUCGACCAUAAGAAGCAUUAUAGUUGCAUUAUAGAAAAUAUAACUGCAUUAACAACAACGCAAAAAGUACUUACUAUUUUACGUAUACUUAUUAUUUAUUUUUUAAUAAAUAGUCUUACAAGAACGCAAAAGGAAAAGAUCUUUUGAAGACGCAUUAAUGAGCAAUCCCUACAGACAUGCGAAAAUGAAAAGAUGGAAGGUUUUUACCGAAGCAGAAAUCGCUCGUGCAUCAUCUAAAAUUGAACAGACAAGGCGAAAAUUUUGGAAUGAUAAAGCAGAGCAACUGGCUUCACUGAAACCGAAAAGAUCGGGUAUGAACAAAACAACUGUUUAUGGGAUCAUUGAUGUAUCAUGGACUCUACGAAAGACGGCGAUCAUUGAAAACAACGUGAACGAAACGCUAGAUAAAGAAAAAAUUAUUUUGGGUCAAGACGGAAUGAAGAAGAUAGGUUCGCAAAAAAAGGAAACUAUCCCAAAUAAUUUGCAGAGGAUGGAAACAGCUAAUUUGAAUGUUCAGCGUGCAAAUGCUAAUUUAGAGAAAGUAAAGGAAGAGUUUGAAAAAGCAAAGAGCACGGUAGAAGAACAAAAAUUAAAAAGCAAUGGAAAAGAAGUAAAGAUGAUUUGGACGAGGCCUAUACUAAGCUAA
Paramuricea clavata is the source of this 1464-nucleotide messenger RNA. The record is from the annotation of a GenBank genome assembly. NCBI's taxonomy places the organism in Eukaryota, Metazoa, Cnidaria, Anthozoa, Malacalcyonacea, Plexauridae.